This is a messenger RNA of Brassica oleracea var. oleracea, 2486 nucleotides long. RefSeq names its product wall-associated receptor kinase-like 9. Lineage: Eukaryota; Viridiplantae; Streptophyta; Magnoliopsida; Brassicales; Brassicaceae. The coding region runs from base 18 to 2327 and encodes 769 amino acids. Gene Ontology annotation, cellular component: plasma membrane. The transcript has 5 exons. The record is from RefSeq and is a predicted model, not a curated record. Gene Ontology annotation, molecular function: polysaccharide binding; calcium ion binding; ATP binding. Gene Ontology annotation, biological process: cell surface receptor signaling pathway; protein phosphorylation.
UACAGUACAACAAUGAUAUGAGCCGUUAUUUCCUCGUCAAACAUGGUGAUCACCACGUUUCGAUAGCACCAGAUGAUUUCGUUAGAAGUGGUUGUAAUAGCAGUCGUUGGACACGAGAUUGGACUUCUCAAACUUUCUUUUACGCACACAUUAAUGGAGCAAAUCUCACCGCUUCGAGAUCAUCUUGUCCGAGCCACUGUGGAAGCAUCUCAAUACCGUAUCCUUUCGGGAUCGGAAGCGAUUGCUAUCUCAACGAAUGGUUUGCAAUUCAAUGCAACAAUUCCACUUCCGGAGACCUUGUCCCCUAUCUACCGAAGAUUAACAAAGAAGUUGUCAAAAUCUCUCUACCGGAUCCAAAUAAUUUCGACGAUGCCAAAUCAUACGGGUCACUUCGCAUCAAAACCAACAUAACGUCCAUGGGAUGUUCCAACAGCAGCGAUGAAACAAAGUUUGAUGAGCCUUUGAAUAUUACUGGAUCCCCAUUUACUAUUAGCCGUUCCAACAUCUUCCAAGCUAUCGGCUGCAACUACAAGGCCACCUUGACACAUCUUGACCCCACAGUGGUGGGGUGCAUCUCGACUUGUGAGCCAAGAAAGAUAGGUGAUCAUACAAGCUGCCGUGGUAACAAAUGCUGCCAAGUAGACCCACCUAGUGAGAUUGGACAAAUAGUCGGAAUCAGCAUGGAGGAAAUCUCUAGUAACGUAACAAGAAAGAGAGGGUGUCGAGUAGCCUUCUUAACUGACGAAAAUCAAGACCCUCUAGCGUACCGUGAAGGCAAAGUAACUGAUCCAAACUGGUUUUACGAUAGGCAAUAUGUUAGACUCCAGCUAAGGUGGGCCAUUCAGAUGAAAAAUCUCUCGUUUAUCAAUUCCUUGGGUUGCACAAUGGGGCACUCCAGCUCUAGCGUUAGUCCUUGCAUAUGCGUGAAUAAUACAAACGAUCAGAUCAGCAGUGUAGGUUGUGCAUGCCACAAGGGUUACAUAGGUAACCCCUAUAUCAUGGGUGGAUGUAAAGAUAUUGAUGAGUGCCAACUCGACAAGGGUAACUACGAAAAUUGUAGGCCACAAGGAGGCACUUGUGUGAAUACUCCGGGAAGCUACCAGUGCGUAUUCAAGAAGUACAAGACUAUGCCAGUUACUAUGGGACUAUGUGUAGGUUUUGGUGUGCUGAUGAUGGUUUUCGCAGUUGCCUUUUUGUUAUGCAAAUUUAUCAAAAAGCAAAGGAAGAUCAUUUGCAAAAAUAAGUUAUUUAGACGUAAUGGAGGUUUAUUGUUGAAACAACAGUUGACUUCAACAGAAGGCAGCAUCGAGAAGACAAAAGUAUUCACCUCCAAAGAGCUAAAGAAAGCAACUGAAAACUUCAGUUCAACAAGAGUGCUUGGAAAAGGUGGCCAGGGCACCGUGUAUAAAGGAAUGCUUGUAGAUGGUAGAAUCGUAGCUGUGAAAAAAUCUACCGUUGUAGAUCAAGACAAGGUGGGAGAGUUCAUUAACGAGGUUGUCAUUCUAUCGCAGAUCAACCACAGAAACAUCGUGAAACUCAUAGGCUGUUGCCUUGAGACAGAAGUGCCUCUUCUAGUUUAUGAGUUUGUUUCUAAUGGUAACAUUUUUGAGCAUCUUCAUGGUGAGUUUGAUGAGUCCGCAAUGACUAGUUGGGAGAUGCGUUUGCGCAUUGUCAUAGAUAUUGCUGGAGCUCUUUCAUACCUCCACUCAUCAGCCUCGACUCCGAUUUUUCAUAGAGAUGUCAAAUCUACAAAUAUAAUGUUGGACGAAAAAUAUCGAGUUAAAGUGUCUGACUUCGGCACUUCAAGAUGGGUAACUGAUGAUCAUACCCACCUAACUACUGUGGUUUCAGGUACAGUUGGAUAUGUAGAUCCGGAGUACUUCCAGACUAGCCAAUUCACCGACAAAAGUGAUGUGUAUAGCUUUGGGGUGGUGCUAGUGGAACUCAUCACCGGAGAAAAGCCCAUAUCCCUUGUCCGGUUUCUAAGAAACAGAACACUGGCAGCUUAUUUCAUUCUUGCAAUGGAAGAGAAUCGACUCAUCGACAUUAUCGACCCUCAAAUCAGAGCUGAGUGCAAGCUAGAGCAAGUCAUGGCGGCAGCACAACUUGCAAGGAGGUGUCUGAUGCUUACUGGAAAGGAUCGACCGAGCAUGAGAGAAGUGGCAAUGGAGUUAGAGAGAAUUCGCUCAUCAACUAAAGAUUUACAGUCAAAUGUUCAUAUUGUCAUAAACAAUGCGGAGGAAGCAGAUAUUGGUGUGGAAUCGUGUAGCGUUGAUACAACUUCAACGUUAGAUGCCGAGCCGUUAUUUCCUGGUCAAACAUGGUGACCAUCACAUUUUCGAUAUCACUGGAUGAUUUCGUGAUAUUAGUAUAAGUAUUGUAUAGUAUAUAUCAACUAGACGACUAUAACUCUAUAAAGUUUGUAUGAAAAACAUGUGAUAAGCGGUGUAUAUCUGCGUUAUGGUUUCCAUUUGUAUUAAACUAAG